This is a messenger RNA of Anopheles coustani, 3954 nucleotides long. Its product is annotated as organic cation transporter protein. The record is from RefSeq and is a predicted model, not a curated record. Gene Ontology annotation, cellular component: membrane. Gene Ontology annotation, molecular function: transmembrane transporter activity. The transcript is spliced from 7 exons. NCBI's taxonomy places the organism in Eukaryota, Metazoa, Arthropoda, Insecta, Diptera, Culicidae. The coding region runs from base 633 to 2780 and encodes 715 amino acids. Gene Ontology annotation, biological process: transmembrane transport.
AACGGAGGGACAAAAAAAGUAGCUACUUUAUAUAGUCCGCACCGGACCGAUCGUAGCUCAAUUGCACGCCCGAUUCGCAGACGAGUAAGUCGACCGUUUUAGACCAUUAAGUUGAGGCCGGUGGCAGCGCACUUGCGUGGCGGAAAAAAACGCCAUCGUUAUCGUUAACGCACCCGUUUUUGCAUUCGGCGAGUUUCUCGAGACGCCGAAUAGAAGAGGUGGUGUGCAGUAACAGAACAAAUAGAAGAGCCACGAAAAGUGUGUUUGAGCAGGCCUGCAACACGUAGCGGUCCUUGGACAAAAACACGCGUCCUUCUUGGAGAAGCCAAACAUCAUGCAGCGAAGCUGAGUGUUUUGUAGCAAGAAAGUGUGAGCUGGAGAACGUCUACGCUUCCCAGCCUCUAGUUCUGAACGUCAAUUUAUUUGGUCCGGCAAGGACAAGGUCGAUACGUGAGCCGUAUAGGUUGUGCUAGAAGGUGAAAGUGUAUAAGUGUCUUUUGUGAUAUACUCUGCACCGUUGCGUUAGACCAUCAUUGUAGUGAAGAAAACAUUACCAGUGGUAUUACACCAGUAAAAUACGCGCUGAAAAAGUCGAAAAGGGACAGGAAUUUUAUUAAAACACAGAACACAAAAUGUCGCCCAAACCAGAGGAAAGCAUCCCCGUCGUGCACGUGUGCGACGAGCGGGAACUCGGCGAGGCUGGACUAAACAAUAGCGCCAGCCUGAGUAACCUCAGUGCCAAUCUGAAGCUGAACGCGUUCAUCAACAAUGGCUUCGUCAGUGAUUGCGCCCAGGCGGAGAAGCUGGCCAGCGACGCAAAGGACGAGCAGCGCAAGGAGGCGAAGAACAGCAAUGUCCUGGCCGGCACGAACACCACCGCCGCACCGAACGCCAACAUGGCGGUAGCCGAGAAACCGAUCGUAGACUUUGACGACCUGCUGCCCCACGUGGGCGAAUUCGGGCGCUACCAGAAGAUCCUGUUCCUGCUGAUGAUCCCGUUCGCGUUCUUCGUGGCGUUCGUGUACUUCUCGCAGAUUUUCAUCACCCUCGUGCCGGAAGAGCACUGGUGCCACGUGCCGGAACUGCAGCACCUGUCCGUGGAGGAAAGACGAGCGUUGGCCAUUCCCGUCGAUAAAUCGGCAGCCGGAGACUUUGCCGCUGACGUUGGCGACGGAGCGGCAGCCGUUAGCUACAGCAAGUGCACGAUGUAUGCCGUUAACUUCACGGAGGUGCUGGCCAACAACAUCCGCACGCCGGACCCGUCCUGGCCGACGCAACCCUGCCGCAAUGGCUGGGAGUACAACUUCACGGACGUGCCGUAUCAAACGGCAGCUACAGAUUUCGAAUGGGUGUGUGACCAUGCCUAUCUGCCGACACUGGCCCAAUCCAUCUUCUUUCUGGGUGCAAUCGUCGGUGGUCUACUGUUUGGCUGGAUUGCCGAUCGGUACGGUCGCAUACCAGCCCUGGCCGGUUGCAAUAUCGUCGGUUUUGCGGCUGGAGUCGCCACCGCUUUCGUCGGCAACUUUUGGCAGUUCAGCUUGUGCCGGUUUCUGGUUGGGUUUGCGUUCGACAAUUGCUUCACCAUGAUGUACAUUCUAGUUCUGGAGUACGUUGGACCGAAAUGGCGCACGUUUGUUGCGAACAUGUCGAUCGCACUGUUCUUCACCACCGCUUCGUGCGCGCUGCCUUGGAUUGCAUACUAUCUCGCGGACUGGAAAACGUUCGCCAUUGUCACCUCGGCCCCGCUAGCUUUGGCCAUCCUUACCCCACUGUUGGUACCGGAAUCGGCAAGAUGGCUCGUUUCGCAGGGUAAGAUUGACAAGGCUAUCGGAAUCCUGAAGAAGUUCGAAAAGAUCAACAAGAAGACGAUCGAUGCCAAGGUGUAUCAGGAGUUCAGUGACAGCUGCAUUCGACUACAGGAGGAAGAAGCCGCGAACAACAACUACUCGGUACUGGAUCUGUUCAAGACGCCCCGCCUGCGCAACAUCACCAUUCUGCUGAUCAUCAUCUGGAUGGCCAUCUCGCUGGUGUUCGAUGGCCACGUGCGAAACGUGGGCUCGCUGGGACUGGACCUGUUCUUUACGUUCACGGUGGCCGCCGCCACGGAACUGCCAGCCGAUACCUUCCUCACUCUGACGCUGGAUCGUUGGGGGCGACGGUGGUUGGCCUGCGGAACGAUGGUUGCCAGCGGGCUUUUCAGUCUGUUCGCCACCAUGGUGCCAAUGGGCGCGUACUCGGCAACACUCGCCAUCCUGGGACGCUUCAGUGUGAACAUUUCGUAUAACAUUGGGCUGCAGUAUGCGGCCGAGCUACUACCGACCGUGGUCCGCGCGCAAGGCGUUGCCUUCAUCCACAUUAUGGGUUACGUGGCGAGCAUCGUAGCGCCGUUCGUUGUCUAUCUGGCCAAUAUCUCACCCUCUUUGCCGCUGAUCGUGCUCGGUAUUCUGGGCAUCUUUGGUGGCCUGCUGUCCCUGCUGCUGCCCGAAACACUCGGACACGACCUGCCGCAAACACUGGCCGAUGGUGAAGAUUUUGGACGUGGGCAAAAGAUCUGGGACUUCCCUUGUCUUGCCAAGAAAGUGGACGACGUAGACACGUGCGACGAUCUGCCGGUCGAACGGUUCACCCGAGCCACAUCCAAAACCUCGAUCGGUGCGUCCCUGCGGGCCUCGACCCGUGGAGAACUUCGCUCGAGCAUGCUGAACCGGUCAAUCCGCUCGCGCGUAUCCGUCCGUUCGCUAGCCCAGUGCAAAGAGGAGCAGAUGUCGGCCGGUGUCUAGGUACUUCCGACUUUAUCCCGAAGCUACCCAACGAUUGAACCGGGUAGUGGAAAGUUAAACUAUUUCGAUAGACUACGUUUUCGAGCCCUAAGCUUGGGGUCGCCGUACUGCGACAGAUGCAGUGAAGCUUAGCGGCAGGAGACGGUGCGCUUUUAGUAAUGUGUAGAGUUUUAGCGUGUUGUUUGUUUUAGUCGUCAACGUCGUGCUACAAUUCUAGUCAACCGUAUCGGAUGAUUUAAAGAGAGACGUAGCUUGAUGCAAACUUGACCGAUAAUUUAUGCGUGGCCCAUACAGCCCCACUGCAAAUGACAGUAUUUAGUAUUUAAACCAUAGAGCAGGCGUUACACAGAAGCGUGGAAUUGGAUGGAAAAACAAAUGAAGCAAUAGAAAUGAGAGAUUAGGAAAGGGAGACAGUUGAAGAUGAAAAAGUUCCUAAGCAAGGAAACAAUCGAACAGCAGUAUAUCAAUACGAUCGUGAGCAAACGCCAUAAUAAGUAAACGUAGUGCCCAAAAUCGUUUCAUCGAAAAGUAUUAAAAUGCAACCAGCAGCAUCGUCCGACAUUUACUGUAUGUAUGUUUCGAUUGGCUGUAAGUAGUUUUGCUUAUUUCUUUAGGACACAGAAUUAAGAAAAAUUACUGCAGACAUUUGUAGCAAAUAAGUGCCAGGAAAAACUCAAUCUGAAGUAUACCUUCAACGGUAUAGCAGUAUUACGCAUCACACUUUUCGAGAUAACGACUUUUGGCAAGAGGUGUACACUGUUUUUUAAAUUAAAACGUAUUUAUGUCGAAAUUGUCAGGACGUCCAAGGAUAAGGAGCACGUCCCAAAAAGAGAAAGCGCCGCCUUUUACGAAACAAAACUGUUACUAGUAGAUCAUCGAGGUAUCUACUGAAAAGGCAAAUGUUCACGAGAGGAGUAAAAACUAGCCAAGAUUUCCUAGCAAGUUUCCUAGCCGCGAGUAGUGCAGGAAAUAUUUUAUUUAUUCCUUAAUCCACGGUAGAAGCCGUCAAUUGGUAGGAACUCCUCAUUUCGAGGUCUUAUUUUAAAUGUGCGUAGAAGAAUGGCGCUUUAUGUGAUACAAAUUAUUUGGGCAAAAAGGUUGUCUAGGUAGAACGGUACUAAUUUAUCAAAUGUAUUCACCGUAUCAUCAGUAAACAAAAUCGAAGAAAAAAAUA